Sander lucioperca (pikeperch) is the source of this 1172-nucleotide messenger RNA. RefSeq lists its product as uncharacterized. Bases 326 to 805 code for a protein of 159 amino acids. The record is from RefSeq and is a predicted model, not a curated record. Lineage: Eukaryota; Metazoa; Chordata; Actinopteri; Perciformes; Percidae. The transcript is spliced from 4 exons.
CCACCUUCGUAGUGUUCUUCUUUCUUUGUUUUUUCUCACAGUGCACUCAACGCCUCCAUGUGUUGAGCGCUGACCUCUCUCUCUCUCUCUCUCUCUCUCUCUCUCUCUCUCUCUCCCUCUCCCUCUCUCUCUCUCUCUCUCUGUCAGUUCUUCUCUUUUUUACUCUCUGUGCAGCUGCCGACCCUCCAUACCUCAGGCAACUAAAUCAGCAUCUUCAUCUGGACUUCUGUUGGCAGCUGUUUUACAUCUCCAGGGGGAGUGCACACAGAUACUGUUCUCAAAAAUGAAGCUGUCCUGAGACGUGUUUGCUCAGUGGUUUUGGUGGAUGUCGCUCCUCGCCAUGGCAGCAGCUCUCCCUGUGUUUUACCACGGCGCCAUCACCAAGACCGAGUGUGAGGAGCUGCUGGGGAAGAAGAACAAGGACGGAGCCUACCUGAUCCGAGACAGCGAGACCAUCCAGGGAGCUAUGUGUCUGUGUGUUUAUAAACAGAGGGUGGUGUACACCUACAGACUGCUGCAGACACACACUGGAAACUAUACUCUCAUGACAGCGGGAGGUUUGGAUGAGGCAUUUUUUAAGAAUUUGGACGAUCUGGUCCGUCACUAUAAAAGGAAGAACCAGGGCCUGGCCAUGCACCUUCGCCACUCUGUCAAAAGAAAGACGGCCUUGUUGAUCCAGCCCCAAAAACGUCAUGAUCCACCUGAUUCACCUGAGGCACAGGGGAAGCAGAUGCCCGUACCCGAGGAAGACCAUGACUAUGAGAAUGCUCCUGACUCAGAUUACGUCGAAGUGUUGCCUGAUUGAACAACUUUGACACUUUAACACAUUAGGAGAGCGGAAAAGACAUUUUCUCUGAACUAUGGGUGCUUAAAAAGGUUCACAGACUGGAUCAAAUUCAGAAUAAUGAAUAAGGAACUUGGACAAACAUCUGCUUGUAUUCCCGUAGUUAUGAGUGGAGAGGUUGGUCGCUCAGACCGAAAUAUCUCAACAACUGUUGGAUGGAUUACCAUGAGAUCUGGUUCAGACUUCCAUGAUCCCCAGAGGAUGAACUGUAAUGACGUUGUCUUCAUCUAUUAACAUUAUCUGCUCCAAUCUGCUCCGAUUUGCUAACCGGCACAUGCAUGCCCAGACUGUAUGUGAAUGGUCUAUGAUAUAAGAUCGUUUUCAUUUA